Colletes gigas is the source of this 736-nucleotide messenger RNA. It is a transcript of the gene Alr, whose product is annotated as FAD-linked sulfhydryl oxidase ALR. The transcript is spliced from 3 exons. Bases 246 to 725 code for a protein of 159 amino acids. NCBI's taxonomy places the organism in Eukaryota, Metazoa, Arthropoda, Insecta, Hymenoptera, Colletidae. Gene Ontology annotation, cellular component: mitochondrion. Gene Ontology annotation, molecular function: flavin-dependent sulfhydryl oxidase activity; flavin adenine dinucleotide binding. The record is from RefSeq and is a predicted model, not a curated record.
GUAACAGAAACACACACGUACUUACCUUACCUAUCAAUCUUUUCUGCCUAUGUUUUUAUUCUCGUAACCCAAAGUUUCUAUGAUUUAUACAUAGAUAAUUUCCUAUCUGAAAUGAGUUAUAAGUUGUUACAUGUACAGGUGCUGGAAUUUUAAUUUUACAAAACAGGUUAUCAUCCACGUGAGACCAUUAUUAAUCACAACAAUUUUUAAACGAUUUUACGGAUGUACACGGUGAUUUCAACGCGAUGUCUCAAGAAAAACCUUGUCGUGUGUGUACAGAUUUUAAAACAUGGGCAAAGAUUCAAAAAAAGACUUUCGAAUCCGAAAAGGUACAGGAAUCUGAGAAGAAGCAGGAGAAAAGUUCAUCCUUAAGUAAUAGACGCGACGAUUGUCCUUUAGAUAAAGAUGAAUUAGGUUCAAGGACAUGGUCAUUUUUACAUACUAUGGCAGCAUAUUAUCCUGAUCAUCCAAACGAAGAACAACAGUCAGAUAUAACAAAGUUUUUUUAUACAUUUUCCAAAUUUUAUCCCUGUUACGUAUGUGCACAAGAUUUGCAAGAACAAUUGAAACACUAUCCACCACAGACUGACUCGCAGAAAAAGCUGAGUCGUUGGCUUUGUAAUAUACAUAAUGAAAUAAACAGGAAACUUGGAAAGCCAAAGUUUGAUUGUAAUUUUGUUGACCAAAGAUGGCGAGACGGCUGGUUGGACGGUUCGUGCGACUGAUAGUAAAUAGU